AUGCCGUAUGCCCGGUGGCCGGCUUUCACAUUUUGCAGCCAGACGCCGGUUUUCGAGGCACGCACCAACACAGCGGAUACCGAGAUCAUUCUUAUAUUUUGUUGUCAUCGCCGUCGUCGUUCGAUUCGCCUUCAAGUGGAUUUCCUCUCCUCAGCGGACAUUAUAUUGACGUUCUGCGUUAUUAAUUCGAAGAAAAUGGAAAGCCGGGCAAGGAAUUCGUUCGUACUGCUGACAAUUGUAUUUGCUUUCGCUUUGCAAUGUGUUUUGGCCCUAGAUUCGAACACCCCUAUUGUCAACCCUGCACCCAACAACUCUGUGGCCAGCAACCCUGCGUCCGUCAACCCUGCACCCAUCAGCCCGGCAGCCAACCCUGCAGUCAACCCUGCAUCCGUAUUGAAACCGUCAGAAGACAUCGCCAAGACCGAAUCAGCUCCGUUGACGAAUAACAACGUCUCGAAACAUAUUGUGGAAAUAGAAGUAUACUACGAAGCGUUAUGCGGGGACAGCGUUAAGUUUGUCUCAAACCAGUUACUACCUACAUUUAAUAAGCUAAGCAAGUUCAUAAAUGUGGUAUUUGUUCCUUUUGCUCAAGGAAAUAUCUCCACUAACACUGACAACUCUUUCAAUUUAACAUGUAGGCGUGACAAAGAGUGUGAUGCUGAUAAAGUACAUGCUUGUGGUAUUCAUAAAAUCAAAGACAGCGAACAGCUAAUCAAGUUUGUGAAUUGUUCUCUGACUGAAGCAUUCAAUAAUUCAAAUAAAACUGUUCCAAUCGACGUGUGUGGAAAAAACAGUAACAUUGAAAGUGCUGUCAUUACUGAAAUUACUAAUUGCACCAAUAGUACAGAGUCUUAUCCGUGGUUGCAAGAAUAUAUGAAUAAGUCUUCUGCUGCCCAUGUGAAAUUUGUACCCAAAGUUUUAAUCAACAAGAAUUCUACUGAAGACUUCUCAACAACAGUAACUUUCAUGAAUGCGGUAUGUAAACAAAUUCCUGUUGAAUUGCAACCUGAAGAUUGCAAGACUAUUCCUAGUGGAUCAGAUACACUUGUCGUUGGAGUACUACCAAUAAUCAUUGGUGCUUUCUAUUUCAUAAAAAUGAUCUAA
Macrosiphum euphorbiae (potato aphid) is the source of this 1104-nucleotide messenger RNA. NCBI's taxonomy places the organism in Eukaryota, Metazoa, Arthropoda, Insecta, Hemiptera, Aphididae. The record is from the annotation of a GenBank genome assembly.